AUGGCGUAUAUGAAGAUAAAUUCAUCAUCAUUUUUCUCUGCCACGGACUUUUUAUGGGUUUCUUCAAAUGUACCAUCUUUCACAGCUUCUUUGUAUACAAGGACAAUAUUAAACAAUAAACCAUGGAUUACAUCAUGUAAAUAUGUCCGUUGGCAAUCUAUGGUUCCAUUUAAGCGAUCUCAUCGGCAUUCAUCUACAGUAUCAAGUCAACGAUCAUCUCUUUAUGAACAAACUAUUAAUAAAGAUAAAACAUAUCAUGCAGCACAAGCAGUUUCGUUAGGCAUUGAAAAUCCUCCUCUCUCUGAAAAAGAAACUUUUACAUCAAAUGCUAAAGAUAUUUCUACAGAAACAUCUCCACCUCUUACUAAACAAGAAGGCAAAAAAGAUAAAAAAAAAACACUUUGGCAAAAAAUAAAGGGAGAAGCACAGCAUUACUGGGAUGGAACAAAACUUUUGGGUGCUGAGACGAAAAUUUCAUAUAAGCUUGCAUUAAAAAUGGCAGCUGGUCAUGAAUUAACUAGACGAGAACAUCGACAGCUUCAACGUACAGUCAAGGAUUUAGUCCGCCUUGUGCCAUUUUCUGCCUUUAUUUUAAUUCCUUUCGCAGAAUUACUUCUUCCACUAGCAUUAAAAUUAUUUCCUAAUAUGCUUCCAUCUACAUACGAAGCAGACAAAGACAAAGAAAAAAGGCAGACUAAACUUAGUGAUACACGGAAAAGCGUUUCACAAUUUUUAAGAGCAACUUUGCAGGAAAGUGGCUUACCAUUUAGCACAACAACAAAACAACGCCAAGAGUUUACUGAAUUCUUUCGAAAAAUUCGUAGUGGAAAAGAACUCCCUUCACAAACAGAUGUCAUUAAUGUAUCGAAGCUAUUUAGAGAUGAUAUAACAUUAGAUAAUCUUUCUCGUCCACAGCUUGUUGCUAUGUGUCGUUACAUGAACUUAAAUACAUUUGGAACAGAUCCUAUGCUUCGAUACCAGAUUAGACACAAAAUGCGAAAAAUUAAGUCAGAUGAUAAGGCUAUUUGGUAUGAAGGUGUAGAUACACUUUCUGUCCCAGAAUUACAAGUAGCUUGUGCAAAUAGAGGAAUCCGUACUCAUGGACUAAGUCCUGCAAAAUUAAGAGACGAAUUAGAACAAUGGCUUGAUUUACGUUUAAAACAUGGUGUACCAAGUACUCUUUUGCUUUUAUCAAAUGCAUUUAUGUAUGAUCAAGAUGAUCAGUCAGAUAGACAUUAUAACGCUUUAAUUGCUACAUUAUCAAGUUUGCCAGAUGAAUUAUACCAUGAAACAGAAUUAAAUGUACAAGAUAAAGAAGCAACAAAUAAACAAAGGCUAGAAGUUAUUAUGGAGCAGGAGGAAUUGAUUGCAUCUGAAAGUAAACAAAAAGAAAAGGAUAGCAACGAACAAGUACUUAAAGACAAUGAAAAUUUAGAUGAAGAAGAUAGACAGCAAAAUAAACGUAAAAACUAA
Messenger RNA from Pneumocystis jirovecii RU7, 1473 nucleotides. RefSeq lists its product as uncharacterized. Gene Ontology annotation, molecular function: ribosome binding. Bases 1 to 1473 code for a protein of 490 amino acids. Gene Ontology annotation, cellular component: mitochondrial inner membrane. The record is from RefSeq and is a predicted model, not a curated record. Lineage: Eukaryota; Fungi; Ascomycota; Pneumocystomycetes; Pneumocystales; Pneumocystaceae. The transcript has 4 exons. Gene Ontology annotation, biological process: intracellular monoatomic cation homeostasis.